Rotaria socialis is the source of this 1626-nucleotide messenger RNA. The record is from the annotation of a GenBank genome assembly. Lineage: Eukaryota; Metazoa; Rotifera; Eurotatoria; Philodinida; Philodinidae.
AUGGCACUCUCGAUUAUAUUGCUGUUCUGCUCUACCUCAGGCAUAUCGCUAGAAAAACUGUCCAAUCUACUUCAUAUAUUCUUGUAUCUAGCUCGUUCAAAACCACAAUCAAUACCUUAUCAAACAAAGUCUUGUUUGAAAUCGAGUACAUGUGCAACUGAACAAAUUUUAUUUUGUCAAAAUACAACAGAUAAUAAAUUAUCAAAAGUACUAGAAUAUAAAAAUCAACCGAUUAUUUUCAAUCGUUAUUCAUACGAAUUCUAUAUACCAAAUCAUCUACUUAAACAAAGUCAUGAAUGCGUGAUAAUAGCAGCAUUAAAUCCUCAUUGUUUUACAGUUCAACUUAAACAAGAUGCUAUUGAAUUUGAUAAAUUUCAACGUGAAAUCAAUGAUUUCUAUAAUGAACUUGACGAUAAACAAUACUUACUUGUACCCGAACAAAUACACGCCAAUCUAUGUGUUAUGUGUGCCGAUCCGAAAUCAUCUGACAAUGAUAAAAUUUGGAAUCGUUCACAAAUACUUGAUUUCGAUUCAACUGAUAAUACAGUCAAUUUAUUUUAUGUCGAUUUAGGUACAUGGGAUGAAUAUGUACCAAUAAAUCGUCUUCGCCUUCUGAUCGACUGUUUUCAUCGGCAUUUAGUUUUCUCUUUAACAUGUCGUUUAGCUCAUGUAUCACCAUUAAAUAUCGAUGGAGACGAUUUGACAUGGUCAAAUGAUGCCACCCAUCAAUUUCUGGCUGUUAUUGAUCAAGUUACACCUGAAAUAGAAUUUAUCUCAUUUGGACAAGAUGGAUGUUUUCAAACGAAUCUAUUUGUUACCAAUUCUGGUCAAUAUGUGUGUGUUAAUGAUUAUAUGAUACAUAUUAAAAAAGCAACAGCUAUUGUACAACCAACAAAUAUUGAUGAUGACAAUCAAACAAUUGUUCAAUUUGACAAAAAUUGUAGCAUCAAUAUCAAUCCACCGAUUCAUCCAGUUAUAGCUUUAUACAAUCAAUCAGGAGAAGUUUUAAAACGAUCUCUCAUUAUAUCUCGUUCAGCUAGUCUCAAUAAUUCAUUAAUGUCAUCAUCGGAUAUUUCAAGUAAAUCACUUGUUAAAGUUAUACAUAUUCAUAUAAAAACACACAGCAUCAAUCAGCAAUUAAAUAGCGAACAAAAACUACCUAUUAUUUUUAUAUAUUAUCAAAACAAUAUACUUAUUCCUGAUUUCAAUAUAUGUACUUUACUUAAAAUAAUGAAUUCAAAUAUUGACAUUGAUACUAUUCAAGAUUAUGCUUCAGCUAUUAAAUAUCAUUCUUUACAAAUAACACGGGAAUUCAAUUCCGACGUGUUUGUGCAAAUCGACUCCUUCGUUUAUGUUCGAGCUUUGAAUAUUGUUUCAUUAUAUUCAAUUGAUUUUGUUCAUUCGAUUCUUGAAUAUUUUCAUUUUACAAUUGGAAAUGUAUAUCUUGAAUUAGAACAUGCAAAAUAUGUUCAAUUGAAUGCACUAGAUCUUACUCUUUGGUUUAAAAUGAAUAAUGAACUUGCAGCUGCAUCCUCCGACAAUUCCAUGAAGAAACUUGAAAAUGAACAAAAACCAACAGUAAAAAGGCGUCUUCCAUUUUCCAAUCGGUUAAUAAGUUCCACAUGA